AUGGCUUCUCGACUUAUCCUUGACCCCAUGGCUGCGCUCACCGUAGCCCCUCUCAUCUCAUCGACGUGCACCCUGUGGUAUUCAUUUGACCAACACCAUUUCCUGCGCGUCUUCACUUCGCCUACAAACCGUCCAAAAUCAGACUUUAUUCUACCUACAUACUUUAAAGAAUUCUUUGCAGCAGGACUUCCUCGUGUAGUCGGACUUCUUGGGCUGACAUUCUGGACCUCAAUCGGAAAUUACUAUUGGCGAUACGACUCGUUGGUUGGCACUCGGUCACUACGGUGGUAUAUUGCAGGCGCCUCACUUGCAGCUAGUCAUCUGCUUUUUGUGCCGUUGGUCGCACCACGGAUUCGUGCUAUUGUGGAGGAUGACCGGUCAAAUGGAACUCCAACUAGUGUUCUUGAUGAAUGGUUGAAUAUUCAUUUGCUGCGUACUUGGACGGUAGAUUUGGCUGCUUGGGCUUGCUUGGUGGUGGCUGUUACUUUGAACGUGAAGGUAUAG
Talaromyces marneffei is the source of this 504-nucleotide messenger RNA. RefSeq lists its product as uncharacterized. The transcript has a single exon. Bases 1 to 504 code for a protein of 167 amino acids. NCBI's taxonomy places the organism in Eukaryota, Fungi, Ascomycota, Eurotiomycetes, Eurotiales, Trichocomaceae. The record is from RefSeq and is a predicted model, not a curated record.